Molecule: messenger RNA, 2179 nt
Organism: Patiria miniata (bat star)
Lineage: Eukaryota; Metazoa; Echinodermata; Asteroidea; Valvatida; Asterinidae
Product: gastrin-releasing peptide receptor-like
Exons: 2
Coding region: 497-1606 (369 amino acids)
Biological process (GO): G protein-coupled receptor signaling pathway
Cellular component (GO): membrane
Molecular function (GO): G protein-coupled receptor activity
Source: RefSeq, a predicted model, not a curated record
AGUUAUCAACGAGCUGUGUCGUCGCUGGUGGUGUCAUAAAUGAGGUAACCCCGUAGAAGAUAUACCUACUAUUCUUGAGAUCAACAUUUCCUCGCAGGCUCUUAUUCAUGUUUAGUUUAGCAGCUCAUGAAGAUGUACUUCAGUUAUUAACUACUGGACCUUGGCACAUGGACAUCUAGACUGCAUCUCUGGAAGCCCUCGCAUCACCUAAUUGUAGUAUAUCACACAAAAGCCUCGCAUCAACUCAAUCUCAGCCCGGCACCGGUUACUUUCACGGCAGGCAUAUAUGCAGGACUUCAACCACAAGGGAGGACAACCCGGAAUAUUAUUGAAAAUUGGAUUGUUGAGUUGGAAGAAAGUAUCAAGUCACAACGCUGUAAGAUACCUAUAUAGGGCCCUAGACAUACACCAGUUCAAAGGGUUUUUUUUUUUCAAGAUAAAGUAGUUGUCAUUUAAAAGGCAAAGUAAAACCCAAAAGCGAUUCGGUGCCUUAAAUAUGGAUAACAAUGGCAGUAAUAUCACUUCAGAUUUCAAUAGCGAACCAGACUGGCCUCUGGUCAUACGAGAUGCCAUAUUCUUCAUCAUUGGAUUUGCGGGCAACGUAUGCCUCAUCUUCAUUGCGCUUAGAUACAAGAGCAUGCGCACUGUGCCGAAUUACCUGAUCACAAACUUGGCCGUUGUGGAUUUGGUGUUCAUAUGCUUGUUCCUUCCGACGGAAAUAUUAAAUGCAUUGAACUUGAAUUUGAGCCGAUAUGACUUCUUCAAGUCCGAGGCUCAUUGCACCUUUUAUAGAUACAUCAUGAACGUCUUCGUGGUCGUAUCUAUAUUCACACUGACGGCGCUAAGUAUCGACCGGUACCUGGCCGUUUCUAAACCGCUGGCGUGUCGUUCGUUGCGCAGUGGACGGCGUCGACUAUGUGCCGUGUUGCUCGGUAUCGUUCUCAUUUGGUCGGCUGCGUUUGUCAUCUCCAUUCCCGUCAUCAUGGUGACCAAACUCACAAACGAGGGCAAGUGCCUUCCGCGGAGACAUUCAGAAGUAUAUCGGGAUUUCAUGUACGCCUCAAUUGUAAUUAUACUCUUGAUACCCACCACAAUAAUAUCGACCAGCUAUUGCUGCACAGCCAAAAACCUACUCAAGUCCAACAGUCUGCUGGAAAGCCAAAAUGCUGUGCAGGUGUCACCGCGACAGCGCCGCCAACGGCUGCGUCUUGCUAUUGCUAUUGUCGUGAUCGUGGUUGUAUUCGUAAGCACGUGGACUCUGUACUACAGUCUAGAAGUUUUGUUUUGGAUCGACGGUGGCGUCCAUUACCUGGAUGAAAAAUGGCAGAUCUAUCCAGCGGUGAAUGUUUUUAAUAGUAUCGCAAACACAAUGAUCCGGAUCAACUCGGUCAUCAACCCGAUUAUUCUAUUCGUCGUAAGCUCGGCCCACAGGAGGCAUUUUAAGUCGGCAUUUUGUAGUUGUUUCCCGGGCCGAACGAACGACGAUCGUAAGCAGUGGAUGCAACUGUACAAAAACGCGUCCAUCACCGUGCACAGUUCGUUGGAGUCUGAAACGAGAAGAUCGCGUGCCGAUAACAGCAGACUUACUGUUGAUCAUGAAGUUUAGAUUUCUAAAAGACACACAUUAAAGUAAAAAAGAACAAGUUUCCAAAAAAAAAAAAAUGAUCGUGUGAAAUAAUAACAGGCUUUCUUGAUUAUUAUAUCCUUGAUAGUUGAUUGUGUCCAACAUGAUUCCAAAACAUGGCUGUUAUUUAAUAAUGACAUCAUUGAUCAUGCAUGAUCUUGCAUUCUUGAAUGUGCAUCAUUCCGAGUCGACUUAUUAAAACCAACAUAAAUUUUGAUCUCUGUAAAGGCCUGUAGCGAAAUUUGUAGAUAUCGUUAGUCUGGUUUACGAACACUAUAUUUAAGUAAUCAGUUUGGUUAAAAUAAUACUGUAAUUCAAAAUAAAACCGAUUGACAUCGCCUGCGUAGCCACAUUCGUAUGACAGCCUCCGCUUAGUCACAGCUAAACAAAACAUCUGUAAAAAUGACUUUUAGACAACAAAAAAGCAAAAAAAUUGAUUUCUUUGUUUCCAUCUCUGAAUAUAUGGUUUGAAGAGCCAGAUAAAAGCCACUGAAUUACACUGUCGUGCCAUUUUUUAAAAAUAACGGUAAGGCGUGUCUUGAGAAAGAAAUCUUC